Gossypium arboreum is the source of this 3557-nucleotide messenger RNA. Its product is annotated as ATP-dependent DNA helicase homolog RECG, chloroplastic. Gene Ontology annotation, molecular function: nucleic acid binding; DNA helicase activity; ATP binding. The transcript is spliced from 19 exons. The coding region runs from base 210 to 3290 and encodes 1026 amino acids. The record is from RefSeq and is a predicted model, not a curated record. NCBI's taxonomy places the organism in Eukaryota, Viridiplantae, Streptophyta, Magnoliopsida, Malvales, Malvaceae. Gene Ontology annotation, biological process: DNA repair; DNA recombination.
AUCAGGGAAAAAUUAAAGAGCAGUGCAAGGCAAAGCAAGGCAAGGCAGGAAGAGCAAAAGCCCAAAAGGAGUGGAACAUCUCUAUGAGAUUCCCAGCCACUGAAGGCAUUCGCAUCUACAUACAAAAGAAAUCUUGUUGUUAGAAAUCCAGGAUUGUAUAUGCUUUGAUGAGUUAGGCAUGUUCUUUUGGUGCAGUAAGUUUGUUUCACAUGGCACUGACUGUCUCAAGCGUGCUUUCAUGUACCGUGUGUUUUACCGGGAAGGGUUUGAGAAGUGCUAUAGUCUUUGAAGCAGAGAGAGGCUAUAGGAAUGCUUUAGGUAGAAAAAUGAGGUUCCAUAAUUACCUCUUCAAUAAAGUUUCAAAAAUUUAUUCGCGGUCCAAGCACAAGUUUCCAGAAAAGUUAUUGGAGGAAGUACAUAAUUAUGAUACAGCCAGUAUCUCAGGUCGCUCAAAGCUGCUAAAUAAGGUGUCAGUUUUGAUGGGUUAUAAUGGCCUUCAUGAUUUAUUCGAGAACGAAAGACCUGAUGAGCAACCUGAUAGAAAUCUUGGAGACGCUACAGAUGAUUUUGAUCUUUCCCUGGCAUGUAAACGAUUUCCUUCCAUCACUUUGGGUAGUUCCCUGCCAGUAGAAUUGUAUGAUGAGGCAACUAGUAGCUCCCGAAUAAGGGCCCUAUUAGCAGCUCAAAGAUUUUUAUCUAACUCAAUGGAUGAAAAGUGGGUUGAUCCAAAUGGUCUGUCUGAAACCUGGCAUUCUUUGUAUGAACCUCUUUCAGAGGCUGGUUCUUCUGCAGCAUUGCAAGAAAGUACAGGUUCACAUCAGUCUUCUUGGUCCACAACUUUGGAAUCUGAAGGAAAGUCGGAUCAUCUACUUACUAUGGAAGAAAAUACAGAAAAAUUGGAUCAAUCUUCUUGGUCCAUGACUUCAGAAUUUGAAGGGAAGUCUGAUCAUCUAGUUGCAAAGGAGGUAUCCUCUAGUAAAGUUGGGGUUCAACGACAUUCGGAAAUAGCAACUAUUGAUUUAUUUCUUGAUAGAUCCAUCAGUUGCAUUCCUGGUUUAAGUAAAAGGCACUCUCGCCAGCUAGAAGAAUGUGGCUUUUACACUUUGCGGAAACUGUUACAUCAUUUUCCUCGGACCUAUGCAGAUUUACAGAAUGCACAAACUGAGAUUGAUGAUGGCCAGUACUUGAUUUUUGUUGGGAAAAUUAUGUCGUCAAGGGGAAUUAGAGCCAGUUAUACUUUUUCAUUUCUUGAGGUAAUUGUCGGUUGUGAAAUUGCAAAUAAUGGACCCACUUCAGAAUAUGAUGGCAGUGAUACUAAGGGUGAGAAGACAAUUUAUUUGCAUUUGAAGAAGUUUUUCCGAGGUGCUCGUUUUGCUUCUCAUCCUUUUCUUAAAAGUAUUGAAGGAAAGCAUAAGCUGGGAGAACUUGUAUGUGUUAGUGGUAAGGUGAGGGCUUUGAGUAAAGAUCACUAUGAAAUGAGGGAAUACAGUAUUGAUGUACUAAAAGAUGAAAACGAUUCAUCUGUUAUCACAAAAGGAAGGCCUUAUCCUAUCUAUCCUUCAAAAGGUGGCUUAAAACCUUGUUUUCUUAGAGACAUCAUUCCAAGGGCUUUACAAGCUGUGCAGGUCAAUAUUGAUCCUAUACCUGAAGAAAUCACUAAAGAAUUUGGCCUUUUAUGUCUCAAUGAUGCAUACGUUGGGAUUCACCAGCCAAAGAAUAUAGAGGAGGCUGAUUUAGCUCGCAGAAGAAUCAUAUUUGAUGAGUUCUUCUACCUACAGUUGGGCCGCUUAUUUCAAAUGCUUGAAGGUCUUGGCACAAAAAUUGAGAAAGACGGAUUACUGGAAAAGUACAGAAAACCUGAAGUGAAUGCUGCAUACAUGGAAGAAUGGUCCAGUUUGACCAAGAAAUUUUUGAAAGCUCUUCCAUAUUCCCUCACUUCUGGCCAACUUAGUGCUAUUUCAGAAAUUAUAUGGGAUCUAAAGAGGCCAGUCCCCAUGAAUCGACUUUUACAGGGAGACGUUGGAUGUGGGAAAACUAUUGUUGCUUUUCUGGCAUGCGUGGAGGUUAUUGCCUCUGGUUAUCAGGCAGCUUUCAUGGUUCCUACUGAGUUACUUGCAAUCCAGCACUAUGAUCACUUUGUAGAUCUGCUAGAGAAGAUGGAUGAGGUUGAUAAUAAACCUUCUGUUGCUUUACUAACUGGAUCAACCCCACUAAGGCAAUCACGUCUGAUUCGUAAGGAUCUCCAAAGUGGAAAUAUCUCACUUGUCAUUGGAACCCAUAGUCUAAUAGCUGAAAAAGUGGAGUUUUCUUCUUUACGUAUUGCUGUGGUGGAUGAGCAGCAUCGUUUUGGUGUGAUCCAGAGAGGAAAGUUUAACAGUAAGCUAUACUGUACUUCAACAAGCUCGAGAAUGCAAGCGGCUGACACAGAUGUUUCCUCUGAACAUGACAUCCAUAUGGCUCCUCAUAUUCUUGCCUUGUCAGCUACUCCUAUCCCAAGGACUCUUGCUCUUGCCUUGUAUGGUGAUAUGUCUUUGACAAAUAUUACUGACUUACCUCCUGGAAGGAUACCUGUUGAAACAUACAUCAUUGAAGGAACCGACAAUGGCUUUAAGAAUAUUUAUGUGAUGAUGCUAGAGGAGUUAGAAGCAGGAGGAAGACUUUAUAUUGUAUAUCCAGUCAUUGAACAAUCAGAGCAAUUACCUCAACUUCGGGCUGCUUCCGCAGAUCUUGAGACCAUAUCAAAUCAGUUUCAGAAUUAUAACUGUGGGUUGUUGCAUGGAAGAAUGAAGAGUGAUGAAAAGGAAGAAGCAUUGAGAAAGUUUAGGUCUGGAGAAACAGAUAUUUUACUUUCUACUCAAGUAAUUGAGAUUGGUGUUGAUGUUCCAGAUGCAACUAUGAUGGUUGUGAUGAAUGCUGAGAGAUUUGGAAUAGCUCAGUUACACCAACUUAGAGGACGAGUUGGUCGUGGGGCAAGAAAGUCUAAAUGUAUAUUAGUAGCAUCUUCUUCAAGUAGCCUAAAUCGUCUGAAGGUGCUUGAAAAGUCAUCAGAUGGCUUCCACUUAGCUAGUGUAGAUCUUCGUCUACGUGGACCUGGUGAUUUACUUGGAAAAAAGCAGUCUGGGCACCUUCCUGAAUUUCCUAUUGCUAGAUUGGAAAUGGAUGGGAAUAUUUUGCAAGAGGCACAUGUUGCUGCAUUGAAAGUCCUAAGUUAUUCUCACGACUUGGAACUUUUUCCGGCUCUGAAAGCAGAACUUAGCAUGCGACAGCCACUCUGUAUUCUAGGUGAUUGAGCUGUAGCUGGCAUGGUGAUUUCAAGGUUUCAGUUAAAACAUUUGGACAGAGACUGUAGGUAUGGCUUGUUAGUGAGCCCUUUGCUUGUAUAUCAUUGUGUUUAGGUGGCUUACUUGCUCUUUUGCUGCAUCCUCAUUUUAAUGUGAUGUAAAUCCAUAAUUAGCUGGUAAAAAAGCUGUACAGUUCUGGAUGUUGUCAUUUAUAUUUUAUUACAGUCAGCAUCUAGGCAGUUUCCAUUAAAAGUUAUAUUCAGACAUUCUUUAAAA